Vigna unguiculata (cowpea) is the source of this 1297-nucleotide messenger RNA. Its product is annotated as putative carboxylesterase 8 pseudogene. Lineage: Eukaryota; Viridiplantae; Streptophyta; Magnoliopsida; Fabales; Fabaceae. The record is from RefSeq and is a predicted model, not a curated record.
AGCUAAAUUAUUAUUAUAACCGAUAGGAUGAACCCAAGCGGCUAUCGGUGAAAAAAAAAUCAAAUCAGUAGGGAAUUCAAACUCCAUUUAAACUCUUCUUCUUUCUUCUUCAUCAUCGCACACAAAUACUUUUUGAUGAAUAAUGUCAGAACCACAACCACCAUUUUCUUCAUCAGCCAUGGAUCCUCUCGGCUUGCUCAAAAAUAAACUCAACCCCGACGGUUCCCUCACCAGAAACGACGUCAUUCCGAGGGUUCCUCCUUCCCCGACACCCCCCACUUCCGAACCCUCUCUUUCCGUCGACAUCCCUCUCAAUGCCGCCGCCAACACCUCCCUCCGCCUCUUCCUCCCGCACCCUCCGCCCCCCGAAAAACUCCCCCUCAUCCUCCACUUCCACGGCGGCGGAUUCAUCCUCUACCACCCCUCCUCCGUCAUCUUCCACCACUUCUGCGCCUCCCUCGCCGCCUCCCUCCCAGCCGUCAUCGCGUCACUGGACUACCGACUCAGCCCCGAACACCGCCUCCCGGCCGCCUACGACGACGCCCUCGAAGCCCUCCUCUGGGCCCAGACACAGGCCCGUGACCCAGCCCAGGCCCAUCCCUGGCUCCGCGACCACGUGGACUUCUCCAAGUGCUUCCUCUUGGGAAGCAGCGCCGGAGGAAACAUCGCCUACUUUGCAGCGCUCCGUGCACUCGACCACGAUCUCUCCCCUCUCAAAAUCCGCGGCAUAUUGAUGAACGCCCCCUUUUUCGGUGGGUCCCAGCGCUCUGACUCCGAACUCCGUCUAGUUAACGAUCGUAUCUUGCCGUUAUCCGUUACCGACCUCAUGUGGUCCCUCUCGCUCCCCGAGGGCGCGGAUCGCGACCACGAGUACUGCAAUCCGACGGCGGCGGAGGCCGCUCAUGGCGAAAAGAUCGGACAGCUGCCGGCGUGUUUCAUCAACGGGUACGGUGGAGAUCCCUUGGUGGACAAGGAGAAGGAAUUGGUGAAGAUUUUGGAGGCGCGUGGCGUGCGCGUGGAGAAACGGUUCGUGGAGGACGGGUACCACGUUGUGGAGAUCUUUGAUGAAGCUAAAGCCCUUGUUUUCUACCAAGAUAUUAAGAACUUCGUCUUCUCUUUCACUUCUCAAUCCUCUAUUUGACUCUUUCACUGCUUCUUCUUCUUAUUUGUUUUUUAAUGUUUACGAUUAUUAUUUUAAAAUGCAAGUUAGUUUGAUGUUACAGAGGGAAUGCCAUUGUGCAUGAAAAAAGGUUUGUAAUAAAUGUGAUGAAUGCAACUGAGUAAGUGUUUUUAUAUA